CGCGGUGCGGUUUGUUGGGCGUGAUAUCUUGGAUUCUCCCAUGCCAAAUGCCAUUAUUGCACGGGAAGUCCAAAAUCUAGAGAGAGAUUUAGCGAGGAAACAUCAAAUCGCGUCCAGGCGCGUAUGUUAUACGAAAUUCUAGGAAGAUAUUGCGUGAUGCAGGGCUGCUACCUUGCGGUGAGGCGCCAGGUGCCAAGGAAUCUGAAGUCAAAGGUACAAGAUUGCCUCACUCCAACUCGGCCUUGACUCGGGUUUGUUUGAUAUCAUGUAGGUUUCCACCAUCAUGCUAUAUUGCACUUCUUCACGAAGGUGGCAACUCUAAAAGGUCGAAAGGCGCGCGGGUUGCGUGGCGGCACCAUGGUCUCAGCGACGACUUUGCACAGCUCUUGUCGAUGGCGCUUCACUUCGGUGGUCUGACUAAAGCCGUUUGACGCGCUUUCCGACAGUAAUUCCAACAAGACAUCUGGCAAGUGUAGCCCUCAGUACCAGGGUACGACCUGGGCGUCAAGGGCAUGUGAUUUCCUGACAGUGGAAUUUGAGCGACGAGCGCCAGUGUUUUAACGCCUUCUUUUCACCAUCCUUCACCAGGAUAGAGAUAGGUAUGGCCUAUCAAGGGAUGCUGAUAAGAUCAUCAACUCUCACACUCUGGCCAGUUUUCAUGGACUGGUUGGCAGCUAUCCCGGUCAGGAUGGACAGGGCACCAUCAAUAUGGGAUGCUGCGCGAUUGAACGCGUCGGGCUUUGGUGUUCCAAAGAUGUCGUUGAGCAGUUGAGGAUCUCCUCCUCCAUGGCCGCCUACGCCUGAAGGGAUCUCAACCUCCAUCGGCUUACCGAACAUGGGCCGCAAGAGGAUGGAUCGAUGUUCGAGCGCACCCUCUUGGCUUUGUUCACCACCCGAGUUGAUAUAUGCCCUUUCAACCACAUCCAGUUCCAGGCGCCCUUUGGUUCCAAUGAAACAAACCCUGAAACCCUCCACAGGUGAAUAUGCCGUCAGUGAAUAUGUGAGGAUCGCUCCGGACCGAUAUCGAACCAUGACGCCCAUCGUGUCCUCAAUGCUGAUUCCAUCACCAAAGACACUUUGAUCCCGAUGAUAGCCGUCCUCCUCCUCGGCAUCAAGGUACAUCGCUUUCAGCUGCGGAUUCUCUUCCAGAUGCAGCGCGAAUGGAUCGUCUUUUGCGUUUUCACUUCCGUGAGCGCGGGCAUAGAAAUUGGUUACUCCUCGCUUCUCGGCGUUCUCACGACCAUAGAAGCUCAGGUCGCCCAUGGCAACAACAGUUUCGGGCCGACUCUGAAGCCAGAAGUUGACCAAAUCAAAAUGGUGGGUUGAUUUGUGGACUAACAGACCUCCGCUGUUGCGCUUGUCCCGGUGCCAGCGUCGAAAGUAAUCUGCUCCGUGGGAGGUGUUGAGAUCCCACUGGAACGAUACUGAGUUUACUUUGCCGAUGGCCCCGGAAGACAGCAGCUCAAACACCUUCGUGUUAUGGGGAGCAUAACGGUAGUUGAAGGUGACCCGGAGAUUGCUUCCGGUUCGGUCAAUGGCGCUGAAGAUUUCCUUGCAUCUGGGAAUGUCGAUGGUCAUUGGCUUCUCGGUCACAACAUUGCAGCCAAGUUCCAUUGCCCGGACAAUGUAGAUGUUGUGUGUUCGGUCGAUGGUGGUCACAAUGACAUCGUUUGGGGUGGUUUCUUUGAUCAUCCGAUCGAAAUCGACAGCCUUGUAUGUUGGAACCGCUCGAUGUCCCAGCGCCCUCAACUUAGAGUUGGCAUAUUCCAUCCUCGUUUGAUUUGUGUCGCAGAAGGCCACCAAUUCUGCGGUAUCUUUGAAGUCUUGCGCGAUAGCCGUAUAAAAGAAGCCCGCGCGGCCACCGGUGCCAACGAGGGCAUACCUUUUGCGUGUCGUUGGGCUCAUCUCGGUCGGUAUCAGCAACUUGUGGUUCUUGAAGAGUGACGCCCUGAUGGAUUUGUUGAAGAAACGAUUCUCAUCUUGAACUUUUCAAUCCAGAUUCAGCCCACAGCACCACAACACUCAAAGCCCUGCUUCGGCGCAAAAUCACCCGAGCCAAAACGGCGGGGCUAUCUCGAGGAUCUUGUCUAGGUCAAGACCAUGAUGUUAAAGCCUAAUUGACAUCAGGCUACGGGCACCCUCCCACAGCACAAUAUGUGCAAUCAGACCGUCUGUGCCCAGCUCGGCAUGCUACGUUUGCGCUUCCUUGGUUCGCAUGUCCUCGUGCCACGCUCUCCCACCCCUCCCCAAAUGGAAAAAACCCAACUCAAUAUCGGCAAUUACUGGGCUGGCUGGGACAAUGAUGAACCGAGGACUUCUGGUGGGCUCUCUGAGGGAACUCGAUAUCAGUCGCAUGGAGCGCCUCCCUGUGACCUCCUCAUGUGUCCUCAGCGUAACGCCAACCGCGGCUGUGCUACAGCAUUAUCUUUCCCAGCAUGCCUUUCGUUGAGCAAUCCAGCGUCCCUCCUAUGGAUGAUUCCAAAGAUGCCAUUACCCACGCGGAAACCAUCAUCCCUCUCCCGCCAGUCGAACAGAAAGACAAAGCCGCUGCUUUCUUGAGCGAGGUCGACGAGGACCCAGGCUUCACCUAUCAAGAAGAGAAGGACGUUCUGAAGAGAAUUGACUACCGUGUCUUGCCGCUUCUCCUGGGAGCGUAUUUCUUCCAGCAACUGGACAAAUCGUCGCUGUCGUAUGUCUCGGUGUUUGGUAUCACGAGCGAUGCCCACCUCCACGGACGCCAAUACUCCUGGCUCGGUUCCAUUUUGUAUCUUGCCCAGCUUGUUAUGCAGCCACUUGCUGCAUACCUCCUGGUCAAACUUCCCACAGGAAAGCUGAUUGGAUGUGCCAUACUGCUCUGGGGAAGCUCUCUGGCUAUUAUGUCCGCCUGCACGGACUUCAAAAGCCUCAUGGGACUGCGCUUCACACUCGGAGCCUUUGAGGCAAUGAUCGCUCCCUCCUGCGUCGCAGUGACGCAGCUGUGGUGGCGCCGUAGUGAACAGACUUUGCGCAAUUCCUACUGGAACGGAAUGAAUGGUGUCACGGCUGUGGUUGGCAGCCUUUUCACUUACGGACUCGGUCAUAUCCACAGCUCCAUCUUGCAUCCAUACCAGGUUAUUUUUCUGUUUUGUGGUCUCCUUACCGUUGCGUACUCAAUUUUGGUCCUUAUUCUGAUGCCUGACUCCCCGAUGGAAGCCAAGUACCUUACCAAGCGAGAGAAAGUCGUCGCGGUAGAGAGGCUCAGAGCAAAUCAGCAAGGCACAACGUCAAGAUUGUGGAGAUGGGACCAUGUCUGGGAAGUUGUGAUCGAUGUCAAGACAUAUCUAUGGUUUUUGAUCAUCAUUUCCAUCUCCAUUCCCAGCGGUGGUAUCAGCACUUUUGGCAGCUUGAUCGUCAAGUCGUUUGGAUAUAGCAGCUUCGCCACGAUCCUCUUCAACAUCCCUUUUGGAGCCAUCCAAGUGAUCGUGAUUCUGGGCUCAGGCUGGCUUGCGACAAAAUGGCAAAGAAAGGGCUUGGUCAUUGCAAUCGCUGCCAUAUUCCCCACGGUGGGGACAAUCAUCCUCCUGACGGUGCCGAGGGAGCAGAAGGGUGUCCUCCUCUUUGGUUAUUACCUGAUCUCCUGCCUGGCCUGUAUCACGCCUCUGAUUUAUGCCUGGCACAUCCAGAACUCUGCCGGAGAUACCAAGAGAAAAUGCACGUCAGCUGUGGUAUUCAUUGGCAUGUGUGCCGGUAACGUCAUCGGACCGCUUCUGUACUCGACCGACCAAGCUCCCUUAUAUCGGUCUGGCUUGAUUUCCAACCUGGUCAUGUUCGUGUUGGUGGCCGUCCUUGCCAUUGUGAUCUGGCUAUAUCUCUUGCUUCUGAACAGAAGACACGCUCGACGUCGGGCCGAGCUCGGCAAAGCUGCGGACAAAAUUGAUGAAUCCAUGGUAGGAAAGGAGAAGAUCGGUGCCACCAAGGCGGUAGAAUUGGAAGAAGCUCAUCAAGCAGGGGUUGCGAGCAAUGCCAAUGGGUUCACCGACAUGACGGACCUGCAGAACGAAGAUUUUGUCUUCGUUUAUUGAUGUGCUGGUAGAUACCUAGUUAUCAUCGUCAUCGUCAUCAUCAUAAUCGUCCUCGUCGUCCUCAUCAUCGCUAUUCUUUGCAGCUGAUUGGAUUUGCUGGCUCGCUGCAGCUAGCACAAUGUCCUCCUCACCGGAGUCGUCUUGAUCCCGCUCCGCAAUCUCCCCAAGGUCUGCGCCGGUGUGCCCAACUUCUU
Molecule: messenger RNA, 4255 nt
Organism: Exophiala dermatitidis NIH/UT8656
Lineage: Eukaryota; Fungi; Ascomycota; Eurotiomycetes; Chaetothyriales; Herpotrichiellaceae
Product: MFS transporter, ACS family, allantoate permease
Exons: 7
Coding region: 2436-4061 (541 amino acids)
Biological process (GO): transmembrane transport
Cellular component (GO): membrane
Molecular function (GO): transmembrane transporter activity
Source: RefSeq, a predicted model, not a curated record